AUGAAAAAGGCAUUCGUUGCGUACAAAACAAUCUGGUGGGAAAACAACAAGGAAUGGAAGCUCGAGCUCAAAGCCAAAGUCUUCAAUCAGAAACAACUUCAAAAACAAGCCAUCGAACGCUGGGAAGACUACCUCGCCUACCAGAAGUACCUCAAGAUCUUGGAAGAACGGGCCCAAGAGUUUCACCAUCACAAUAUUCGAAAAACAGUGAUCGGCCAAAUCGUCAUCGGAGCAUUCAAAAGUCGACAAACAAAAGAACUACAGUAUCAAGCGAACAAAUACAUGGAACUUUCUUGCGUCCGAGCAGCUGUUCUCGAAUGGAGGCAUAAAUUGCUGCUUAUUCAGACCGGGCGAGAAGCACGUGACCUGUACUGCGUCAAAUAUUCUCUUCUGAAAUGGAAGCUCAAGCUCGACGAAAGCAUUUCCGACAAAAACAAAGUUCAAGCAAUCCAAAGUCGUCUAAAAACCACCAGAAAGAAAAAAAUCCUCCAUUCAUGGCAAGUUCAAGCUCAAAAAGAAAUGAUUCUCCGGUGGAAAGCAGCUCAACUCGAUGAAAUGAUCAAUUCAAAUCUGGUGAAAAAGAACCUGAAGUCUUGGCGAAAAGAAAGACACAGAGAGCAAGACCGAAAUUAUAUUUUCUCCAUCGCGAUAAAUAAUAAUUUGGAGAAGCGACUCGUUCUUCGGGAAUUUCUUUCGACCUGGGUCAAAAAGACCAAUCUUCGUCGAUCGUUGAAUUUUCUUCAAGAGCUUCAAAAUGAUGCCCUUCUCGAAUCGAGUCUUCAAAUCUGGCGGAAAAAGACCCGGCUUUGUCUGAAAGCCCAACUUUUCAGAAAAGACAAAACUUUGGAAUUGACGCUAGAAAAGUGGCAAAACAAACUUUCAGAAAAAGAAGACGUUGCGAUUCUCCCCGCUUUGGCGAUCGCUGAUAAAUUCUACGAAGCCAAACUCAUUCUCAAAUUCUGGGGCGGUUGGCAAAGCUUCAUUCUCGGCCAGAAGCAAAUCAAGGCGAUGGAAGGGACGGCCCUUGGCUUCCGAAAUUUGAACUUGAAAGGGAAGUUCGUCACGAUCUGGCAAGAACGCUUUUCCCACAAGAUGCAAUACAACGAGCUUUUGCGAAAAGCGUACACUUAUCGAACAAAUGUUCUUCUGGCCAAAAUUUCGUAUGGGAUCUGGAAUGGGAGCAUCAGAAGCAAAGACUUGCGAGAAAAAGCCGAAGAAGCUGAUUCAUUUCAAAAUGCUCAAUUGACAAAAUUCGUCAUUCGAACUUGGCAAAUUCGUUUUCAAGAAAAACUCGCUGAAAACGAACGAAUCCUCGCAGCGGAGGAAUUUUACGAAUCAAAACUCAAGAGACAAGCUUUUUCUGCUCUAUUUGCUUUCAAUCAAGAAAAAAAGCUAGAAGAGCAGCGGAUCAUCUGGGCGAGAAAUGUUUACAAAUCAAAAAUGGCCAGUUCUAUCAUUUCUUCCUGGUUCUUCGAAGCUCAAAUCGCCCGUUUCCAGAGAAAGCGAGAAGGGGAAAUGAAAAAGAAGUUGGUUGAUAUUUGGCUUGGAGAAGUUCUCAAAUCGCGGGCGAAGAAAGCAGCAGCAAUCGAAUUCAAAAGGAGAUUAGAUCAGAAAAAGCUUGCGGAAAGCUUGAGUCGAUGGAAUGCUUUCAAGACCGUGACAAAAAAGAAGAAGCAGAAAGAAAGGGAGAAUUCUGCUUUCGCGAAAAAUAUCCGAGAGGGAAAAUUGAUCAGGGGCAGUUUAGCAAGUUGGAGGAAGAAAUUUCAGCUCGCUCGGGCUUCGAAAGAGAGAGUUUAUGAAAUUUUUGAUGAAAAUCGCGACGCCAUCGCGAAAAUUUCAAUUCGUCAUCGAUUCGCACACCUUCUUCUUGAGCUAAAAGAGCGAGGGAGAAAAAGAUUGAGGUUUUCGAAAAUGAGUGACGAAGCUGAAGAAUUCAGGCAUCAACAUCUGACCAAGCGAAUUCUUUCAGUGCUCAAAAACAGCUACGAGAAAGCAGUUAAUCGAGAAAAGCAAUUGACGAUCGCUACAAAUUUCGAAGAACUCCGAGUGCUUACAUUUUCGCUGAAAUCAUGGAGGAGAAAGUAUCAAGAAAAAAUCGAAGAGAAUCAGAAAACAGCUGUUGCUCUUCAAUUUUGGUACGAAGGCCUUAUUUGGAAAACCUUCAAAUGCUGGAGGUUUUGGAAAGCCAAUCGCGACGCGAAAAAGGCGUUUUACGACGAAGCUUUUGCUCGAUACAGAACAUCUGUUGAAAGGGACUGGAUUUUCAAGCUCAAAGAUCUCAACUCCAAAAUCGAGCAAGCAUCGCUUCGAAAGGCUCGUGCAGUUCUUCCCGAGCGCGAAAUCAUCCUCGCAAAACGCGUUAUAAAACGCUGGCGAGCAAAAUGCUGCCCUCGUCUUUCAGAAUUGCAAGCUUUUUUGACUCCUUCCAGGGCAGAAAUUCCCAUUUCCAAAGCAGUUUACGAAGCGUUGCCGAUUACCGAAGACGUAGAGUUAGAAAAGCGGCUGUUUCAGAUGCCGAAAAUUCCGCUUUUCUUGCAAGAGGAGCUUGUUUCGAUCCUCACUGGAGAUGAAGCUGUUCGUGAAGAAUCUCCAGAAAUUCAAGCUGAACUGGAGAACAGUUCGGAGCCAAAGCUUCUCGGACCAAACGCCUUUGGAGAUUCAGACUCUUCCUUUCCAAUUUACCGUCUAAAACCUGAAACUUCUGCGCCACAAUUUGACGGUCCGCUGAAUGAAAAAGAAAAUUUUCACAAGCAAGAAAAAGAAGAGACCAAGAACAAGCUUCCCGAUCCUUCAAAACUCUAUCUUCUCCAGCCACAGAAACAAGAGCGCAAAAAAGACUCUCCAUUCCCGUUUUCGCCCAUGUUCUCCGAGUCCUCACCUGACUUUCCAGAAGAAGACGACCCUUUGAUGGACAAAGAGAAGCGAAGUUGGCGAUUCGGACAAGAUAGAAAACCCAUCACUUCAUUUUUAGUCCUUCCAGAAAGAGAAAAUGGGCACGAAUCAUGGGGAAGCGAGCAAAGCGAUGCAUGGAGCUGUCGAGGAUCUUCAACAACGAGUACAUCCUGUAAUACUACGCCUGCAAUAACUCUCGACCUGGAUGUCCCACUGGACCCAUACGUCGUUCCCGAAUUCGACGAGCCAACAACAGGUCUUCCCUCCCGCCCGACUUCGCCGCCCAAGCCAAAGCCAACGCCUCCAACACCAGCACCGCCAAAACUGACAGAAGAAGAGAAACAAGAAAUCCUCGCCGAAUUGUUAGAACUCACCCGUCUUCAAGAAAAACUAGGAGAAGAGGAUCACUACACGAAAUCAGUCUCGAUGAGAAUGGAUUAUCUCCAAAUGAAGCUGAAGAGCUGA
Messenger RNA from Oikopleura dioica, 3357 nucleotides. The record is from the annotation of a GenBank genome assembly. NCBI's taxonomy places the organism in Eukaryota, Metazoa, Chordata, Appendicularia, Copelata, Oikopleuridae.